UUGGAUUGGAUUCGCCGACAAGGCCGCCGACCUCCUCCUCCCUCCCUCCCUCCCUCGGCCGCUCCCUCCCCUUCCCUUCUUCCUCCUAAAUAUAAGAGGAGAGCCGGAGAGGAGAGGAGUAAUCCAUUCCAUUCCAUCCAAAAAUCCCAGGGAGGGAACGCAACGUUCAUCUCCUACGCUGCGCGCGCCUCUCGUCCGAAAACUAAAUCUGGUAACUGCUCUUGCUUGCUCCAAGGUCUCCUCACCCGUUUGGGUUAUCAUCCCGCCCAUAUGCUUUGCUAGGCUCUAGAGCCGCAAUGGAGUACGACGGCAGGUACACCAAGGAUGAUCGGAGCCUCAAGUGUGACUGCCUCCUCUUCGACCUUGAUGAUACCCUCUACCCCUUCACCUCCGGCAUUGCUGCCGACAUCGCCAAGAACAUCCGAGAUUACAUGGUGCACAAACUCGGUGUUGACGAGAGCGUUAGCUUGGAACUAUGCGUCCUCCUCUACAAGCAGUAUGGAACCACCAUGGCUGGUUUGAGGGUGUGUGCUGCUAAAGCUGUUGGAUACCAGUUUGAUUACGAUGAUUUCCACAGCUUUGUUCAUGGAAGGCUGGCCUAUGACAAAAUCAAGCCUGACCCGGUGCUUAGGAACAUUCUGCUCAGCUUACCCAUACGCAAAGUUGUGUUCACCAACGGUGAUAGAAUCCAUGCUUCAAGGGCCCUGAAGAGGCUUGGAAUUGAGGACUGUUUCGAAAGAGUUGUGUGUUUCGAGACACUGAACCCAACAUCUCCUCCUCCCGCACCAUGUGACAAACUUGAAAUCUUUGACAUUAUGAAGCAUAUGGCUCAUCCAGAGCCCGGGGUGGAGCUACCAAAAUCACCAAUCCUGUGCAAGCCAUCGAGAGAGGCAAUGCUGCUGGCCCUCGAGGUCGCCUCCAUCAAUCCACAGACAACUAUAUUGUUUGAUGACAGCUUCAGGAACAUCAAAGCUGCAAAGCAGAUCGGAAUGCGAACUGUCCUGGUUGGAACAUCCGAGAGAAAUAAAGGUGCUGACUAUGCCUUGGAAAGCAUCCACAACAUGAAGGAAGCGCUGCCUGAACUGUGGGAGGAAGCUGAGAAAGAUGAAGAUGUGAGGAAUUCAAGCAAAGUUGGAAUCGAGACAUCAGUGAUUGCAUAAUAGUUUUUUGGCGUCAAAUGUAGCCUUUUGUUUGCCAGCACGAGAUGGUUGAUCAUUAUAUUUUUGAGAGCCCAUUUCUGCACUAUCUUCUAUCUGAAAAAGAGCUACUAAUUAGAGGACAAGGAAACCAGCUCCUUGAGGGGGUGGGGACUGGGGACUAACCGAUACGAUAACUGAUGUUACGUCCCAUAUGCUACUAUGUGGUAAGGAAUAAAAUGUUUUGGUGAGGCAUUGCACUACUA
This is a messenger RNA of Panicum virgatum (switchgrass), 1402 nucleotides long. RefSeq lists its product as uncharacterized. The transcript has 9 exons. The record is from RefSeq and is a predicted model, not a curated record. The coding region runs from base 297 to 1160 and encodes 287 amino acids. Lineage: Eukaryota; Viridiplantae; Streptophyta; Magnoliopsida; Poales; Poaceae.